UUCUAAGAAAUGUCCACUCUUGCUUCACGUCUUCAACCUUCGUAAUCCCAAUUCUUCACUCCUCACUAAAACCCUAGAUUUCCAAUUCCAGUCGACCCGAUUCAAUUCGCCCCAAAUUGAUUCUGGGUCUGAUCUCAAGAUGAGUAAUUUGAGAACAAUUUGUAGGCCACACGCCGGCUUCACCUCCUUCAUAUGCUGCAGACAUCAAGCUCGUUUCAGCUUUAGGGUUUCCUUUAAGCGUGGAAACCCUAAUUACUCGCCUAGUCUCUCUCCGGCGACGUCGGAUUUCGCGAGAUUGAAUCGGAGCGAGUCGUGGUUUGGAGCGAACCAGAGAAGGUCCAUGGUUAGGGCUUCGAAUUGGACCCACCCCCAGUCUCCCUAUGAAACUCUUGAAUUAGAGAUGGAUGCUGAUGAUGAUCAGAUAAAGGUGGCUUACAGAAGAUUGGCCAAGUUUUACCAUCCUGAUGUUUAUGAUGGCAGAGGGACCUUGGAGGAGGGGGAAACGGCUGAAGCUAGGUUUAUCAAGAUUCAAGCUGCAUAUGAAUUGCUUUUAGAUGUCGAGAAGAGGGGCCAAUAUGACAGAGAUAACCGAGUCAACCCUUUGAAAGCAUCUGAAGCAUGGAUGGAGUGGCUAAUGAAAAAGCGGAAAGCUUUUGAUCAACGAGGUGAUAUGGCAAUAGCUGCUUGGGCUGAGCAACAACAGCGUGAGAUGAAUAUCCGUGCACGUCGACUUUCUCGUUCCAAGGUCGACCCUUAUGAAGAGAAGAAAAUCCUGGCGAGAGAAAGGAAGGCCUCUGCUGAGUAUUUCUCCAGUACGCUAAAGCGGCAUACAUUAGUGUUAAAGAAAAGAGACAUCAUGAGAAGGAAAGCAGAGGAAGAUAAAAAAAAGAUCAUUGGUCAGCUUUUAGCAGCAGAAGGACUCGAGCUUGACACAGAUGAGGAAGAAAAUCAGUAAUGAAGAUUCCGACUCAUCACCAAGAAUUGUAUUAUUAGCAUACCCACAAGCUGCAGAGGAACUUGAGCUUGACACAGAUGAAGAAGAAACCCUGGAUGAAAAAUUACUCAUUGCCUUCUACAUUUGUAUUAUAGCAUACCAUAUAGAUUGUCCCAUCAGUAUUAGUUUUUACCUGCAGAAACAUUAUACAACUUUGUAUAUAUCUUUACGUUGCAGAAAAUGGACUCAAUUUAUGGGAGAUAUUCAUUUUUGAGGGGAAAGUAUACGGAGUUCAUUCAUGCUCA
This is a messenger RNA of Argentina anserina (silverweed cinquefoil), 1239 nucleotides long. RefSeq lists its product as uncharacterized. The record is from RefSeq and is a predicted model, not a curated record. Lineage: Eukaryota; Viridiplantae; Streptophyta; Magnoliopsida; Rosales; Rosaceae. Bases 140 to 955 code for a protein of 271 amino acids. The transcript has 5 exons.